AUGGCACCCUUCACAGCCACCGCUGCCCGCGCAGCUUCGCGAGCCUCCAGCUCGGCCUCGACCGCCAGUGCCCGGCUGUCCCAAAUGCGAAGCCACUUCAGCACAUCCAGCCCGGCAAGAAAAGAAAUCCAAGAAGCAUACAUCCUCAGCGCAUCGCGGACACCGACAGCCAAGUUCAAUGGAUCAUUCUCCAGCCUCUCCGCACCACAACUCGGCGCAGUGGCGAUCAAAUCAGCGGUUGAAAAGUCGAAGGUCCCCAAAUCCAAAAUCACAGAUGUAUACAUGGGCAACGUGCUGUCCGCGAACAUGGGCCAAGCCCCGGCGCGACAAGCGGCCAUCUUCGCAGGACUGCCUCCGUCCGUCGAAGCAGUGACAGUGAACAAAGUGUGCGCAUCAGGUUUGAAGGCGGUGGUUCUAGCGGCGCAAAACAUCCAGCUCGGACUCGCCGAGGCCCAGGUGGCCGGCGGGAUGGAAAACAUGACCCGCGUGCCAUACUACCUGCCGCGAGCAUCUCAGAAUCCUGCCUUCGGCCAUGUCACCCUUAAAGACGGCUUGAUUGAGGACGGUCUAUGGGAUGUCUACAACCAGUUCCACAUGGGCAACUGUGCGGAAAACGCGGCCAAGAAGUACAACAUCACCCGUGAGAUGCAGGACGAGUAUGCGAUCCGCAGCUUCGAACGGGCGCAAAAGGCCUGGGCCGAGGGCAAAUUCAAGGAGGAAGUCGUGCCCGUCACCGUGCCGGGAAAGAAGGGCGACACUGUCAUCAGCGAGGAUGAAGGGUACACCAACCUCAAGAAGGACAAAGUGUCGACUUUGAAACCUGCCUUUGUGCGCGAUGCCUCGGGCACCGUCACCGCCGCCAACUCGUCCACGUUCAACGACGGCGCCAGUGCUUUGGUGUUGGGCAAUAAGGCGAUUGCCCAGCAAUACGGCAAGGACAGCCGCGUCCUGGCGAGAAUCGUCAGCUCCGCGGAUGCCGCCUUGGAUCCUGUCGACUUCCCCAUCGCCCCGGCGAAGGCUGUUCCGUUGGCCCUGGAGCGAGCCGGCAUCACCAAAGACGACGUCGCCAUCUGGGAGUUUAACGAGGCUUUUGCUGCCGUCAUCAAGGCUAAUGAACAGAUCCUCGGUCUCGAAAACGCAAACGUCAACCUCCUUGGCGGCGCCAUUUCUCUAGGUCACGCUCUGGGAAGCUCCGGUUCCCGCAUCCUCACUACGCUUCUGCAUCAGCUCAAGCCCGGUGAGUACGGUGUGGCUGCCAUCUGCAACGGCGGUGGCGCCGCGACUGCCGUUGUUGUCCAGAGAAUCGCGAGUGUCGAGUAA
Exophiala dermatitidis NIH/UT8656 is the source of this 1320-nucleotide messenger RNA. RefSeq names its product acetyl-CoA C-acetyltransferase. Gene Ontology annotation, molecular function: acetyl-CoA C-acetyltransferase activity. Gene Ontology annotation, biological process: fatty acid beta-oxidation. Bases 1 to 1320 code for a protein of 439 amino acids. The record is from RefSeq and is a predicted model, not a curated record. The transcript has 2 exons. Lineage: Eukaryota; Fungi; Ascomycota; Eurotiomycetes; Chaetothyriales; Herpotrichiellaceae.